UACAAUGGCGCACCAGACGAAGAUCCCACAAGCCCCCACUGGAGUUCCUCUGGUGGAGACCCAAGACCAUGGUUGUUUCGAUUUUCUGACAAACAAGGGAGAGAAGAAGACUAAAGAUGUUGUAAUGACAGAUCCCAAAGAGGAGAAGCACACGCUCAUGGAUGAGCUUCGACGCACUCACAGCCAAUCCAGCUGCUCUAGUGAUGAAGAAGGCGGAGAGAGGAAGAAGAAGAAGGGGUUGAAAGAGGAGAUCAAGGAUAUACUAUCUGGCAAGAAAGAGGGAGAAGACAACGUCCCCAUCCAAGAAGGAAAUGCUGCUGUGGAGCAACCCGAAGAGAAGAAGGGAUUCCUGGAGAAGGUGAUAGAGAAACUCCCUGGGCAGCACAAGAAUGGCGACGUAGAAACUCCUCCUGCAACAGAGCAUGAGCUGGGAUGUGAGAAUAACCAGAAGAAGGGCAUAAUAGACAAGAUCAAGGAGAAGUUACCUGGACACCAUAAGAAGAAUGAAAAUGAGGUCAAGAACUGAUCCAUACAACGUACCUGUUACUAGAAACCUCCAAUCCCAUUUGUUUUUCUGAAUUUCCUCUUCUGCCUGGUUAGUUUCCAUUGUAAGUUGUUUUUCAGUUAUUUGUACUCUACUUUUCUUCAGCUUUUGUGUCUUCUCUCAA
Molecule: messenger RNA, 668 nt
Organism: Salvia splendens (bonfire salvia)
Lineage: Eukaryota; Viridiplantae; Streptophyta; Magnoliopsida; Lamiales; Lamiaceae
Product: phosphoprotein ECPP44
Exons: 2
Coding region: 5-526 (173 amino acids)
Biological process (GO): response to abscisic acid; cold acclimation; response to water deprivation
Cellular component (GO): membrane; cytosol
Source: RefSeq, a predicted model, not a curated record